Drosophila bipectinata is the source of this 993-nucleotide messenger RNA. NCBI's taxonomy places the organism in Eukaryota, Metazoa, Arthropoda, Insecta, Diptera, Drosophilidae. The record is from RefSeq and is a predicted model, not a curated record.
AUGGAGGAGGAGCCGUUUGUGCCGGAGCCGGUUGUGGCGAAGCCGGUGCCGGAGCCGAUGGAGGAGGAGCCGUUUGUGCCGGAGCCGGUUGUGCCGGAGCCGGUUGUGCCGGAGCCGGUUGUGGCGAAGCCGGUGCCGGAGCCGGUGGCGAAGCCGAUGGAGGAGGGGCCGUUUGUGCCGGAGCCGGUGGCGAAGCCGAUGGAGGAGGAGCCGUUUGUGCCGGAGCCGGUUGUGGAGGAGCCGGUGCCGUGGUCGACAGAAAUAACCGGAAAAAUUACUAUCCAUAUGAAUAACAAGGAUGAGGAUACUCCAAAAACUCCAAAAGCUGUAAAAAUGGAGGAUCCAAAACGGAUGCCCCCGCCGCCCCCGCCGGCCACGCAGGUUUCAAUGUCCUCGCCGCCGCCGCUGGUGUGGAUGCGGCCGCCGCCGCUGGUGUGGAUGCGGCCGCCGCCGCUGGUGUGGAUGCGGCCGCCGCCAGUUUUAACGCCCCCGCCAGUUGUAACGCCCCCGCCAGUUGUAACGCCCCCGCCGCCCCCCCCAGUUGUAACGCCCCCGCCGGCCACGCCAGUUUCGAAGCAGGUUGUGUUGGUGCAACAUGCCCGGGAGCUUGUGAUGAAUUUACGCUAUGCCAAUGUGCCCACCUGGCACAUUGAUGGCAAAGGGGGAGUGUGGAUCACUAAGGAGAAGCAGUGUCCAUACUGCUUCCAUGAUUUCAGGAGUCAGAGGGCCCUCCAAAGCCACUUCAACAUUUGCUUGCAAGAGGCGAAGGGGCACCACUGCCAGUGGUGCCCAUUAACGAAGAAUACGGGCAACUUUGGCAUGCAUAUAAAGCAUGACAGACACGAGCACACUCGGGCUAACAUCCGCAGAAAUAAAUAUCUAAUAGCGCCAUAUCAGUCAGGGGGCGGGAUGGCAAGGGAACAAGACGAGGACGAGGAUGAGAAGCGGAAGAGCUUGCAGGGCGACUGGGAGUGCCAGUUCGACAUUCUGUGA